Messenger RNA from Lineus longissimus, 2310 nucleotides. RefSeq names its product glycine receptor subunit alpha-2-like. Gene Ontology annotation, biological process: chloride transmembrane transport; chemical synaptic transmission; regulation of membrane potential. The record is from RefSeq and is a predicted model, not a curated record. Gene Ontology annotation, cellular component: plasma membrane; neuron projection; synapse. The transcript is spliced from 10 exons. Lineage: Eukaryota; Metazoa; Nemertea; Pilidiophora; Heteronemertea; Lineidae. Bases 789 to 2105 code for a protein of 438 amino acids. Gene Ontology annotation, molecular function: chloride channel activity; transmitter-gated monoatomic ion channel activity involved in regulation of postsynaptic membrane potential; transmembrane signaling receptor activity.
CGAGGCUGUCAUCAACAACCUUAUUUGCAGGCUAGGAUGGCCAUAUUGUGCUUUAGCCAAUGUGAUGGUAUGGUAGAUAAGUUGAUAGAUAGUUUGGCGUGUUUUCAUAAUUUGCGACACGGUCGGCCUACUAGUAUAUUGGUGGGUCAUUCCCAGAACUGAACCUGUAGGUGAUGACUUGAUGUAGACCGGCUGAACAGCGAAUCAUCGGCUGCCUGUGCCUAAACCUCUCCUAACUCUGCAACUGGUCUAUCCUCGAACACGGAUACGGAUUCUUCGGGAUAAAUACAAAAACUCACUUUCGCAUUUGCGUGGGCUGCAAAAUACAAAAAUAUAGAAAUAUGAUAUAUAUAUAUUUUAUCGGAGCGAUUUAAGCUAAAGCAACUAAGCAGGAUACCAUGCAGGACGUCUCCGACAUUUGCAAAUGCUUCUGUAAUGGAUGAUGAUUAAAUCCUCUCUUUUUUCAGUUCCUGUGGUAGGAUCACAGUAUAGAAAUUGAAGUGAAUAUGACAAACUGGAUGCCACGGUUUUAAACCCGGACUAUACAUAGCUCACUGUUCACUAUGCAGCUAACCCUGGUUGCCAUCCGAAAUUAAGAAUUCUUGGCUUUAUCAUUGACGCUAUAACACAAUGUCAAUCACCAUUCCGAGUACUGUGAUGAAAGUAAUACUUGUUUCGUUGCAAAUUGAGAUGUCGGUCAUAUCUCGUGGAAUCCAGUCGUUCAGCGUCAUUACAACUAAAUAAGGAGCAGAGUAAAAUAAGGUAUAGGAUACAUACAGGGGAGAGCAAUGGAUGGAGCAACAAUCGUAACGCUCAGUUCUUUCUAUAUUUUCCUCCUUCUGUGGACAUUCACAGAAGCCGACAUCACUUCAUCCUGUCAUACUUUACUUAAGCACCCAUCGUUCGCCAAUGAUUCCUUGGAGGUCUUCACGGAUAAGAUUCUUUGCAGAGCAAAUGGAAAGGUUAGACCAAGCGCGAACACUGAUGAAAUUACAGUUGUCAAGGUACAGCUUUUUAUUAGCGGUUUUUUCGACUUGAACGAAUCCAGCAUGGAAAUCAAAGUUGACGUAUAUUUCCGUCAGUCGUGGCUAGACCCGCGGCUUGUGUAUAACGCGACCAGCGGCAUAAAGGCGCCCAUUACUCUCCGGCCACAUCAUUUGCACGACAUUUGGCGACCUGAUGCCGUGUUUGUCAAUGAAAGGAGAGGAGCUAGACACGACAUUACUGUACCUAAUAUCUACAUUAGGCUUCACCCGAAUGGUACCAUCAAUUUCAGCCAAAGGUUGACAUUAACCCUUUCCUGCCCGAUGGAUCUCCAUAACUUCCCAAUGGAUAAACAGGAUUGUCCAAUACGCAUUGAAAGUUACAACUAUUACGAAAAUGAACUUAUAUUUAUUUUCACGGAGAGGGAGGCAGUGUCCUUUAGAGAAAACAGCAGCAUCCCGGAAUAUUUUUUCGACAAGAAGGCGGACAUCGGCAACUGCACGUCUCACUAUGCCACGGGUGAUUACAGUUGCAUCGAAGCUGUCUUCCACCUGAGGCGAGAUUUCGGUUAUUACUUCAUCCAAGUGUACGUCCCCUGUUUCCUGAUCGUGGGCCUGUCCUGGAUCAGCUUCAUGCUGGACGUCCACGCCACACCAGCCCGGGUCUCGCUGGGGUUACUGACAGUAUUGACCAUGACGACUCAAAGCACAGGAUCCCGAGCCCAGCUUCCAAGAGUGUCUUACGUGAAUGCCAUGGACGUAUGGCUGGCCACGUGCCUUGUUUUUGUGUUCGCCGCGUUGCUUGAGUAUUCCGUGGCGAACGUGUUGGCGAGGUGGGAGGACCAGGCACUGAAGACUGCUCUUCUCAAGGAAGACGCAUUAAAGCUACCAGGAGAAAUACAUGUAAUGCCAGGACUACGAGAGAGAAAGGACUCGAAGGCUAUGGAGGACUCAAUCUUGAAACUAUUCAAAGUCCUAAACGUGGAUGAAGGCCAACCAUCAUGGGACAAGUCAUACAAAAGUCGUACAUCGUACAAAAUAGAGUACGCGGCAAGGAUUUUGUUCCCAAUUGCUUUUCUGAUAUUUAAUAUUUUCUACUGGUUAUAUUAUGUUGAACAGUAGUUGAGGAGAUUCUCUAUACAUUCCAUGGAAACAAAUUCAAAAAAAGGCAAAUUUUUCAAGCCCUACCAUAGGUGUAGCUCGGAGGAGCAUGACAAUUGUACCUUAUUUCAAAAUGAGAUGAAUGGUUGGCGUGCGGUCGGAGUCAUUAAAUUAAGUUGAUUAUCUUUAUCAUAUCAUUGUAAGUUAGCGAUUUUUAUUUGUUCAU